GGGGCGGGCGCGGCGGCGGCGGCGGCGGCGGCGGCACGUGAAGGUCGCGGCGCGGCGGGAGCGGCGCUGCCGGUACCGGGAUGGACGCGCCGACCGCCGCCGGGCUGGGCGGAGCCGACCCGCAGCUCCAGCGCUUCAUCGAGGUGGAGACGCAGAAGCAGCGCUUCCAGCAGCUGGUGCACCAGAUGACCGAGCUCUGCUGGGAGAAGUGCAUGGACAAGCCGGGUCCGAAGCUGGACAGCCGGGCCGAGACGUGCUUCGUGAACUGCGUGGAACGCUUCAUCGACACCAGCCAGUUUAUCCUGAACCGGCUGGAGCAGACGCAGAAGUCCAAGUCGGCUUUCUCAGAGAGCCUGUCUGACUGAGCGGGACCCGUGCCCCGGGGGACGCCAGCCAGCCCCCACCAGGCCAGGCCCAACACCGCGCCGGCUCCUCAUCACUCUGCUGCCCGAAUGAGCCACGGUCAGCUCUGGGGUUUAGGAUUUAAUUAAAUGCCAGUCUUGGGGAAGUUGCAGCCAGAUGAGAGCCCACGACAGAGGCACAGUCGCUCUGCCUUGGGGUGAUGUGCUGCUCCUGGCCCUGCGGGCCAGUUGCCAUCUGUGUCCUGGGACUCCAGGGCUACCGAUGCUACGCAGGGAGCGUUUGGAACGCACACGCUCAGCUGAACGGAGGGGUGGUGGUGGUGCUCGCAUCAGGGGGUGCUCCCGGCGCUGAUGUGAAUCUCGGCUCUGGGCAAGGCCAGCCUGCGACCGCUGCCUGAAAUGCUGCUGCACAAAACGAACCCUCCUGGGUAGAUGCUAGCAAGCCCUGCAGGCACCAUCACGAUGCAGUCCGGUGCAGGUACCCUUAGCGAGAAGAGGUUCUGAGCACAGUGAUCAUCCCAGGCAGUGUCACUACUGAAAAAUACUUUGAGGCCUCCCUAGAUAAAUCAUUCAUGUGGCCAAGUGACAAAUUUUCAAAUUGCGGCACAACUCUGUCAAUACUGACUUGCUCCAUUAACUGCUUUCCCCUGGUCAAUGUAAUAAAUAUUAACUGGGUCAAUUUUUAA
Tyto alba (common barn owl) is the source of this 1048-nucleotide messenger RNA. It is a transcript of the gene TIMM8A, whose product is annotated as translocase of inner mitochondrial membrane 8A. Lineage: Eukaryota; Metazoa; Chordata; Aves; Strigiformes; Tytonidae. The record is from RefSeq and is a predicted model, not a curated record. The coding region runs from base 81 to 365 and encodes 94 amino acids. The transcript has 2 exons.